This is a messenger RNA of Balaenoptera ricei (Rice's whale), 869 nucleotides long. It is a transcript of the gene CCDC197, whose product is annotated as coiled-coil domain containing 197. The record is from RefSeq and is a predicted model, not a curated record. Lineage: Eukaryota; Metazoa; Chordata; Mammalia; Artiodactyla; Balaenopteridae.
ACGUGGCUCUCAUCCUCCAGCGUAGCCUGAGGUGGUGAGGGGCAAUGCCGGCGGCCGUGGACACAGGCCAGGAGGCUGGCCUGAGCAAUACCGGUGACAAGGACAGGGACCUGCAGGUGCUGUUCCAGGAACUCUGCCAACUCCAGGCAAAACAGAGGAAGCUGAAGAGAGAGGUGGAGAAGCAUAAGGUUUUUGAAGACUAUCUGAUCAAGGUCCUUGAGAAAAUCCCCAAGGGUACGUAUAGGUGGGAGGCCACGGUGGAGGCCAUGGUGGAGGCCAUGGUGGAGCACUAUGGGAAGCUCUUCACAGUCAAGCAGGACAACCAGAAGCGUCUGGAGGCCUUCUUCAAGAUGAGCCAGGCCGUCCACCAAAGCCUGGAGGGACUCUUAGAGGGAGGCCAUAGGGCUCUUAUCCUGAGCCUCAAGAUCCGGCUGUGCCAGCUGCAGAAGAAGUGUCACCGCAAGCAGGAGCAGUGGCGGCAGUUGGAACAUGGUGUCACCUACCAGAAAGACACAGGCAGGAAUUCUGGGAGGGGCCCGAGCCUGCAGAACCAACUGCUCAACUGCAUGCAAACGGCCAUCCACAGCACGGCCCAGCAGCGCUGCGCCUCUGCCCACGGCGUGCCCAAGGGCGCGGGUCUCUUCUCCAAGCUCGACCUCAUCCGGGAAUUUAUGUUGGACAAAAUGGAGACUGUGAGAUUCAUCUCACUGCUCACGGGACCCAGAGUGUGCUGGACAGCAGACAACCCCAAGGACCGGGGCCUCAGAAGUUACCCCAGACCAUUCAGGAAACAUUCAAAGAGUCAAGAUUCGAUCCCCAGGACCCCCUUUCCUAGCACCCAGACUUCAGAGUGCUCCAGCCUGUACUGA